CCCCCUCCCCUCCCCCCCCUUCCUUCACCACCACCCCUUCUCCUCUCCCCCCAGACAGAGCCCAGGCUCAGUUUUACCUCUCGGCCGGUGGUCCUCGUAACACCCCGCCGCGUCGUGGGAAACAUCCACGGCUACUUCCACGCGCGGGUCAAAGCUCGCGCGCCCACGCCCAUGCCGCCACCGCCCGCGCCUCGACCCCCCACGAUUCCACUAGUUGGAUGCAGCAUGCCCAUAUCUGAACCCAGCAUAGGGCAUGCUCCGUCGUUUGUCAACCGUCUCUAGUUGCAAACGCCACGGAUCCAGCUGAUGGUGAGCGCCGGUCAAGCUGGCGCGGACGGACCUUCCACCAGUGAUAUUAGGGGAACUGGAAACGGCGCCUUAGAGAAUGGCCAUGCCCUCAAGGCAAACGAGGACAAGGAAUGGAGGGGCGGCAGCAAGGAAGAGGACUGGCCCAGCACGCACAGUGCGCCACCAGGCUUGGACGAGCACAAGCAGCAGCAAGGCCGGGUCAUCCGCUGGGAGAAGUUCCUGCCGGUGGAGACACUAAGGGUCUUGCUGGUGGAGAACGAUGACUGUACCCGACAUGUUGUCCGUGCUCUGCUCCGUAAGUGUGGCUAUGAAGUUAUCGCUGCUGAGAAUGGAUUGCAUGCAUGGCAAUAUCUUGAAGAUGUGCAAAACCGUAUUGACCUUGUAUUAACUGAGGUCGCCAUGCCUUGUCUAUCUGGAAUUGGUCUACUCAGUAAGAUCACGAGUCACAGUAUUUGCAAGGGCAUUCCUGUGAUCAUGAUGUCUAAGAAUGACUCGAUGAGUACAGUCUUUAGGUGUCUAUCAAAGGGAGCAGUUGACUUCUUAGUGAAGCCGAUACGGAAGAAUGAACUUAAGACCCUUUGGCAGCAUAUAUGGAGGCGAUGCCACAGUUCCAGUGGAAGUGAAAGUGGCAUCCAUACACAAAAAUGUUCCAAGCCGAAGGCUGGUGAUGAAUAUGAGAACAACAGUGGCGGCAGUCAUGAUGAUGAUGACGAUGACGAUGAUGAUGCUGAUGACGACUUUAGUGUUGGGCCCAAUGCUAGGGAUGGCAGUGAUAAUGGCAGUGGCACUCAGAGUUCAUGGACGAAGCGUGCUGUGGAGAUUGAUAGCCCACAACUUGUGUCUUCUGAUCAUCUAGCAGAUUCACCUGAUAGUACUUGUGCGCAAGUAAUUCACCCCAGAUCAGAGAUAGGCAGCAAUAGGUGGUUGCCGACUGCAAAUAAAAGGAACAUCAAUAAUCAAAAAGAAAAUAAUGAUGACUCCAUGGGGAAAUACUUAGAAAUAGGCGCUCCUAGAAAUUCAAGUCUUGGGUAUCAAUCUUCUCCAAAUGAGAUGUCUGUUAAUCCAACAGAAAAACAGCAUGAGAAUCUCACAUGUCAAAACAAGUCAGUAAACAAAAUAGUCAUCGACAAACCAACUAGUCAAACUGCUGAUUUGAUUAGUUCAAUAGCCAGAAACACAGAAUCGAAACAGGCUGCUAGAAUCACUGAUGCACCUGACUGCUCCUCCAAGAUGCCAAACGGGAAUGAAAUGAAAAACGAUUCUCCCAUCAACAUGCCAUCCCAAGAGCUGGGUCUGAAGAUAUCGGAAACAACUAGAUGUGGAACUGAAAUCCAUGAUGAACGAAGUAUUCUGAAAAGAUCAAACAUCUCAGCAUUCACCAGGUACCAUACUCCCAUGGCUUCCGAUCAAGGUGGGGCAACAUUUCGGGGAAGCUGUUCACCUCAAGAUAACAGCUCAGAGGCUGUGAAAACGAACUCCACCUGCAAGAUGGAGUCAAAUUCAGAUGCUGCUCAAAUAAAGCAGGGCUCAAAUGGCAGUAGCAACAACAAUGACAUGGGCUCCAGUACCAAGAAUGCCAUCGCAAAGCCUUGUACAGACAGGGAGAGAGUUAUGUCACCAUCACUUGUUAAAUCAAACCAGCAGACUUCAGCAUUCCAUCCGAUGCAGCACCGAGUGUCACCAGCUGACGCAGCACGCAAGGACAAAGCUGCUGAAGAAAUUGCCAAUGCAGUGAAAGUGGGCCACUCAAGUGAGGCACAGCAAAGCUCUGUGCAGCAUCACCAUCAUGCACACUAUUACCGCCAUGUUAUGGCACAGCAACAGACAUUAAUUGACCGUGCAUCAAACGCCCGGUGUGGUUCAUCCAAUGCGUCUGAUUUACCCCUGGAAGGUCAUGCUGCCAACUAUGGUGUGAACGGGAGCGUCUCAGGCAGCAAUAAUGGAAGCAAUACGCAAAACGGAAGUAGCUCCGCUCCCAAUAUUGCAAGGCCAAACCUGGACAGUGGUACCAUGGACAAAACUGAGGCUGGCGGUGGCAACGGUAGUGGGAGCGGGCCGAGCGGUAGUGGCAAUGACAUGGUAUGUCAGAAUCAGCUCAGCCAACGAGAAGCUGCAGUGAACAAAUUCAGGCAGAAGCGGAAAGAGAGGAACUUCGGGAAAAAGGUGCGGUACCAAAGCAGGAAGAGACUUGCCGAGCAGCGGCCACGUGUCCGUGGGCAAUUCGUCCGACAGUCUGGACAAGAAGAUGACGCAGGCCAAGCAGCAGACAGAUGACACGACCCUCCCUUCUGUAGCGAAUGUUACUACAUACGUACAUAGGUUAUUGACUCUCACAUUAGAGUGCUCAACAAAUAAAGACCCACCCGUAUGAUUAUUGUCCCUGGCCGGCUGACUCCAGAUGAAAAUUUGUAAUAUCUAAUCUAUGUGGCCGUCCGUCGUAGUAAGCACCAUGCAUGUUACCCCUCGUUA
This is a messenger RNA of Triticum urartu, 2778 nucleotides long. RefSeq names its product pseudo-response regulator 7 (gene PRR7). Gene Ontology annotation, molecular function: protein binding. The record is from RefSeq and is a predicted model, not a curated record. Lineage: Eukaryota; Viridiplantae; Streptophyta; Magnoliopsida; Poales; Poaceae. Gene Ontology annotation, biological process: cytokinin-activated signaling pathway; phosphorelay signal transduction system.